CCACAAUUCGCGAUCGUAGUCUUUCAGUGCGAGUCGAUCUUUCGAGCGCGCAGCUACGUUCUAAUCGAUCCUUCUCAGAAACGCGAAGUAUAGUGGAAGAGUUACUUCCAGGUGUAACGCGAUUAAUUGCUUGUGAUAGUGAAUCAGUUUUCCGUGCAUCUCGAGCUCUUUGUCGAGUGUCAUAUUGCACAAGUAGUAGAUCGGCGAUUAAUUUGAAAAUGAUACUGAAGGGAAUUACGAUCGUUUUGGCCGUGACAGUGCUCACACAGUGUGCUUUCGGCUUGCCGGCUCCACAAUGGUUAUCAUUCAAAGAUGGUAAAUUUGGCGUCAAUUUCGGAGGAUAUCACGCAGAAGCAGGGUUGGGAGGACUUCUAACUGGUAACGCGGCGCAUGGAGGCCUUUCGGCGUCGGCAGGCACGCCACAUGGACAGCAGGCUGGAGCUGGAUUAGGCGGCAUUUUAGACGGCAAUGCUAAAACCGCUGGUGGGGCGUACGCAGGAGCAUCUGCAGGCCACGGAGUUGGGGCCAGUGCAGCUAUCGGAGGCGGACUAGAUAAUGAAGGUGGUGCUGGUGGCACCGGAGCUGAGGCGCAUGCGGGAAGCGUAAGCAAGAAAGUUGUUAAACUUGGCCAAACAGGAGGUAGUGAGACCACUUAUACCUAUGACGGGCUACCAUCAUCUCAAACUGUCAAUACUCGAUUCAAUCAGGGUUUUGAGACCAAAUUCAAAACCAAAACCUUUGUGAAGGAAGUUCAUACCGAUCUCGAAGCACCACCAGCAGUUCCUCCUCCGGUGCACACCCAUACAAAAACAAUCUACAAAAAGAAAUUUAUUUCCCGCCCACAUAAAGUAGCAAUAGUUGAGACUUCGGUCGAUCAGGGCAAUCCCGUAUCUAACAACAUAGAUCCGAACCGAUUUUUCGAUUUCCAAGCAUUCACGAACAUUGCUUCAAGCUUCUCAUACCCUGCACCUCAAAGACCAUCAUCAACGACCUUUGUUCAGCAAGAGCAGCAAGAAUCUGGAAUUUCCCAAGAGGGUGACGUAAAUACUCGGUACGAUUCGAACGGACAAAAUGGAGGAUCUACGCAGAAGUUUCCAACAUCUGGUAUCGAGCACAACCCUAACUUCUGGAAUGAUAUUUUUAACAUUCCGAUUUCUACACUGACAGCAGUUAACCAAUUCUUGAACAAUAAACCUGCAAGUGGAACCAGGCAUAAGGAUGCCUAGUGAAUUAACCUAUACACACAGAAAGAUUUUUAAGUGACAUGACUUUUGUAAGACGAUUGUGAUGAUUGGAAUUAAUUUCUUCAGAGGAUCCAUUUUGCUAUAUUUUCUCCCUCUCUCAAUUAUUACGUAAAUAUUGUACAGGAAAAUUUCAAUAUGAUGGUUUCGUGCAGUGUAGAA
Messenger RNA from Topomyia yanbarensis, 1403 nucleotides. Its product is annotated as merozoite surface protein 2. Lineage: Eukaryota; Metazoa; Arthropoda; Insecta; Diptera; Culicidae. The transcript has 7 exons. The coding region runs from base 219 to 1226 and encodes 335 amino acids. The record is from RefSeq and is a predicted model, not a curated record.